AUGACCACUCUCCGAAAGGAAAGUCUCUACGCCAACCUUAAGAAAUGCUCGUUCUGCACAGACGAGUUAGUCUUUCUAGGCUUCGUGGUCAGCUCUCGAGGGUUGCGAGUUGAUGGUGAAAAGAUCAAGGCCAUUCAGGAGUGGCCGACACCAUCUACUAUAGGCCAUGGGAGCUUCCUCGGCCUUGCUAGUUUCUAUCGCCGAUUUGUCCGAGAUUUCAGCAGUAUUGCUGCACCCCUUACCGCGGUCACCAAGAAAGACGUGGUCUUUGAAUGGGGCGAGGAUCAAGAGCGUGCUUUUUCCGCUCUCAAAGAUAGCCUCACUACCGCACCGGUCUUAGUUCUUCCGAACUUUGACAAAACUAUCUUUGAAAAGAUCUUGGCUCCGCUUAGCUCAUCGAGCAUGUCAUCAAGUCGGG
Tarenaya hassleriana is the source of this 418-nucleotide messenger RNA. RefSeq lists its product as uncharacterized. The annotation marks the transcript as partial. NCBI's taxonomy places the organism in Eukaryota, Viridiplantae, Streptophyta, Magnoliopsida, Brassicales, Cleomaceae. The transcript has a single exon. The record is from RefSeq and is a predicted model, not a curated record.